Polyodon spathula (Mississippi paddlefish) is the source of this 1929-nucleotide messenger RNA. RefSeq names its product D-amino-acid oxidase-like. Bases 512 to 1549 code for a protein of 345 amino acids. Gene Ontology annotation, molecular function: D-amino-acid oxidase activity; FAD binding. The record is from RefSeq and is a predicted model, not a curated record. Lineage: Eukaryota; Metazoa; Chordata; Actinopteri; Acipenseriformes; Polyodontidae. The transcript has 13 exons.
CGAAGACGGAAGGAUAAAAGGCAGACGAGGAUCUCUCUCUCCCCCUCUUCUAAAGUUUAGUAAAUUUUGGCAUUCAGAAAGAUAUGCAGGCGAUUCGCUGCUGAGGAGUUCUAUAAUCAUUUUAAUGUUCAAACUGCAAGCAGUACACGAAUGCGAUGCAGCAGCGUCAAGGACAUAGUUACACUAAAAGAAGGGCUAGGGAAACCAUUUCUCUACAAAAUGACAGCGAAGAGAAACACGUGAUCAGCCAAGCACUAUAGCCUCCUUGCACCCUUUCCAAAAGUCUGACAGACACGCAUGAUAUGUGUUCAGAAACAUGCACGUGUGCGCCUGGAAUGUACAAAUACUGCCCUACACACUUACACUUUACAUUCCAUAAAGAUUCAGCACUUUUGUACUCCCAAAGAAUAUCUAGACUGCACUCUCUGCAGGGACUAAACUGCACAGAGGAGUAAAGAGUGCACAGGUUCUUACUUGGGAAUCGUGCCAGGAAAACAAUUUGAAGACAGACAUGCGGGUGGCAGUGAUUGGAGCCGGGGUCAUCGGCCUCUCUAGCGCACUGUGUAUCCUUGACCGCUACCGAUCCAGCGUGACUCCUCUAAUUAUUGAGGUCUACGCUGACCAGUACACCCCACUGACCACCAGUGACGGAGCGGCAGGGCUGUGGCAGCCCUACCUGUACGACAAGGGCAAUGUCCAGGAAACUAAAUGGAACAAAGAGACGUUUGACUACCUCCUGACCUACAUCAACGACCCCGAUUCAAUCAAAAUGGGAAUAUUCACCCAGUCCGGCUACAACCUCUUCACUGAACCCACGCCGGACCCCUCGUGGAGAGACUCUGUCCUUGGUUUCAGACACCUGACCCCACAGGAGCUGGACAUGUUCCCAGGUUACAGUUAUGGCUGGUUCAACACUGCACUUAUGAUUGAAGGCAAGAGCUAUUUACCUUGGCUCAUGGACAGGCUGAGGGAGCAAGGGGUGAUAUUUUUUCACAGGAAGAUUGAGUCUUUCAGAGAGCUGGUGGACUCUGGAGUGGAUGUCAUUGUGAACUGCACUGGGAUAAGAGCCGGGGAGCUGCAGCCUGACCAGGAUCUGAAGCCUGGCCGGGGACAGAUCCUGAAGGUAGAGGCUCCUUGGCUAAAGCAUUUUAUAAUAACUAACGAUCACAAGACUGGAGUGUAUACAACCCCAUACAUCAUACCAGGGAGUCGUUUAGUUACCAUUGGCGGCAUCUUUCAACUGGGGAAUUGGAGUCAAGAAAGUAAUUCCCAGGAUCAUCAGAAAGUGUGGGAGUCCUGCAGCAAGCUGGUCCCCAGUCUCAAGCAUGCCAGGAUCGUGGACGACUGGGCUGGCCUGAGGCCGGUGCGCAGCAAAGUGCGCCUGGAGAGAGAGACCCUGGAAUACGGAGCUGCCAAGAGCGAGGUGAUACACAACUACGGGCACGGAGGCUUCGGGCUUACCAUCCACUGGGGGUGUGCGCAGGAGGCAGCCAAUCUCUUUGGAAAGGUGGUGGAGGAGAAGAGACAGAAAGCAACGUCAAGGCUCUAACCCUCUCUGAUCUGAUCCCUCGAGCGCCACCAAUGCAUUCUGCACCGUGCCUAUUCCAUUGACGUGAAGGCAGCAGACAUCUAAAUCAUGAAACAUUGGCCACUUUUUGGCUUUUUAUAAAAAAAUGUUUUACAUGAUUUUAAUAUGCAAUAGCACUGUAAAGCCAGUAAGGUUAAGCAGUGACCAUGUCAUUUUGGUACACAAUAACUAACUUGCUUCAGUUGUCUCUAAUAAUUAGCUCAAUGCAUUCAAUAUCCAACCCUUCAAGCACAUGCAAUGUAGGAUGCAUGAAGGAGCUGCUUACCUGCUAUAUAUGUCAAGUGUCAUUUUUAAACUGUAUGUGUUAUCUAAACUUUGUCUGUAACAACAUCUUUAAUUAA